Colletotrichum godetiae is the source of this 1608-nucleotide messenger RNA. Its product is annotated as FYVE zinc finger-domain-containing protein. Lineage: Eukaryota; Fungi; Ascomycota; Sordariomycetes; Glomerellales; Glomerellaceae. The transcript has 4 exons. Gene Ontology annotation, biological process: protein ubiquitination. Gene Ontology annotation, molecular function: metal ion binding. The record is from RefSeq and is a predicted model, not a curated record. The coding region runs from base 1 to 1608 and encodes 535 amino acids.
AUGGAAUGUUCCCGCUUCUUCGACUGCCCUACACAUGUAGUCGAGAGGCAGCUCUCUGACGACGAGGCCAACGACAGUGAGGCUGAGGAGGAGCCUGCAGUGCAGUAUCAGACGGGCGACGAUAGGGCCGAAAGUUCAUCAAGCGCGAGGCUACACACUGUCGAUUCUCCCGUGCCUGAAGAUACUCCGGAGCCGGCCCCAGCACCAAGCUUUACGCCCGGGCCCGAGGAGACGAAUAUGGAGCGACAAACAGAACCAGUAGAUUCAGCACAGGCAACCUCAGCACGGGAUACUGGAGGGCCUGAUGAGUCUCAGGAUCCCGAGGAAGCCGCACCGGCACCACCAACCCCUUUGAGUUCUCGACUUUCAGAGACUUCUCAACCUCUCCCCCCGACUGCAACACCUGCAACGCCAACAGGAGAGUUUGUCCCACCGGAAAGAUCUUCGAGCUUGGUCACAUCGCAAGCGGCAAACGCAUCGUCGCACGACUUACCUCUGCGUCCAGCUCUACUAUCCAGUCGAUCUCACGAUACGCCGCCUCCGCCACCUAGACGGGCAAGUUCCUCGACUGCUAUUCAGCCUCCUUUGCGCAGCCAACGAGUGUCUGAAGAGAGAAGCGGCCCUCCCGAGUUCGUCGUUCCACGGUGGCAACCAGACGCAGAGGUCGUUCUUUGUCCGAUUUGCAACGUACAAUUUAGCAUAUUUGUUAGGAAACAUCACUGCAGGAAAUGUGGAAGAGUCGUUUGUAACGCAUGCUCGCCUCAUAGGAUCACUAUUCCCUACCAGUACAUUGUUCAAGCGCCAGGACAACCGCGACUGGCGGCCCAGAGAUACCCAUCUUCCCUCAUCAGUGGUGAGGGAGGAUAUGCAGAUUUCAGCAGCCUUGGUGGAGGAGAGCGCGUCCGUUUAUGCAACCCAUGCGUCCCAGACCCAAACACCACACCGCCGCAGCAGCCACUUGGCUCGCCUUCCCAAUUGUCUCCACGAGGAUCGCAUUAUAGAUCGCAAAGCAGCAUUAGCACAAUGUCCAGCAACGCGCCCCCGCCCUCGCGCUUUUCCGGCUACUUCACGUCGAGCCCCUCCCCGGAGACCUAUGCAAGGUCUAGAAGCAUUACGCACUCCGGCUCCGGCGGUCCCUCGAGCUCUCGCGGACACUACCAGUCCACUGGAAGUCGGAUCAUGGCAGGGACUCCGCCGACGUACUACCCGUCCUCCUCAUCCGGCUACCCAGGCUCAUCCCGCUAUCGAUCUAUGCUGGACGUUGGUCCCUCGUCAUCCUCAUCGUCUCACUACAACCGUGCAUUGCCGCCGCCGCCGCCCCAAAUAGCUGAGGAAGACGAGUGCCCGGUCUGCCAUCGCGAGCUGCCCUCUCGCACCCUCCCCAACUUUGAGCAGCUGCGAGAGACGCACAUCAACACCUGCAUCACUUCACACAGCGCUUACGGCGGUACACCGACAGGAGAGACUCCUCCAGUCGGAACGCCGCCUCCCUUGGCGGUUCGCCGGACUGGUAUGUUCCCUUAUGUCGCCACAGAAAAGGACUGUGUCGACUCGGCCGAGUGCACCAUUUGCCUCGAGGAAUUCGAGCAUGAUAGUUUUGGCUAUUGA